UGAAAAAAAUGAUCACUGAUUAUGGGCUCCCUAGCUACAGGCGACAUCUAUAAUGACGUGAGUAUGCUAGGGUUGGCGACUUCCGGUGGUGAGACCUGACAAAGAGAGGCGUCUCAUAUAGAAUGACGUCAUAGGGGCGCCGGGUAAACACCGCUAGAAGCUGCAUGGAUGAGAGGCAGAGUCCGUGGAAAUUCUCCCAGAGACUUCUGUGUAGAUCAACCACAAAGUUUACAGUCAUUCCCAGAGGAGUCAGUGACCAUCCCAUGCAAGUAUGCAUACCCGAACGAUAUUACAAAUAUCAGCAGUACUCAUAUCAUCUUGAGAGCGGGUAAUAACAAUUUUUGUGGAGAUAUUAUUUACAACAGCACCAACAACAUAGAUCCCCGUUAUAAGGAGAGAUUAUUUGUUUCCUUAAGACUAGAAACUCGGGAUGUGAACAUUACAAUACAAAAUAUAACUAGAGGGGACAGUGUGAACUAUUGUUGCCGUAUUGAAACUGAAUUAGCAAAUGGAACAUCUGAGAAAUGGCAAAAUCCAGCUGGCACCAAACUAUAUGUGAGAGAUACAACAUUAAUUGUGGAUCAACCAACCCAAGUUGAAGCAUUAAUUAAUGACACUGUAAAGAUUCCUUGUCAUUACAGAGCAGACAAGAGAGUAUCCAAUGUGUCUUUUUAUAGUGUGCAAUGGAGUGUUGGAAAAACUGAAGCUUGUGACACGGUCAUUUACAACAGCACAACUCAGAUUGUGCAUCAAAAUUACAAAGGACGGAUAUCUUUGUUUGGAAAAGAAUUAGCGUCACUCUGCAUCAAACAUGUGACCGUUUCAGACAAUGGCUGGUAUUGCUGUAGUGUGGAAGUUAUGACAGAAAAUGGAAAAGUGACGGAUAUAAAAAGAACAAACCUGAAAGCUACAGAACCAAAAAUGAAACCUUCCAUUACUCAGUCAAAAAACAUCUUAUCCAGUAAGCCAAUCAAGCAGGUCAAGAUUGGAUGCUUUGUUGAACGACCCAAAACGAAAGUAUAUGUGUCUUUAGAAGUGUACUGGAUGGCUGAGAAACAAGGAAAGGACUUUGCCUAUCAUCCAAACACAGAUUUAAUACACCCCCUUUAUAAAGACAAGACCCAGCUGGUGAAUGAAUCAGAUCUUCUCCUGAAUGUAGAGUAUGACAUGGAUAACACCACUUUCUUUUGCCGUGUGAGAAUCAGACGGUGUUUAGGAAACAAAAAAAAAAUAGCUAAUUUCAUGGACACGAUACUAGCAGAAGGUACUGGAACUCUCCUAAGAGUCAAUGACGUUCCUGAUCCAUCCUCCUUUAAAGCAGAAAUUGGAAUUGCUGUUGGGUGUGUGGUGAUUUUCCUCAUUAUCGUGGUAAUAAGUGUAUUCUACAUUUUAAAAACAAAAGGGGAAAGAAAACAAGAGACAAUCAAUGGACAGAGCAUCCAAGUCUCAGAAGUCCCUGCUGAAGUGGAAAAAGAAUAUGAAAAUUCAAAGCACUCUCAGGGACAACCAGGGGAGGAUUAUGUGAUUUACAGCACUGUGAAUCACUCAGGCUCAACCCAAGGAACACCCAAAGUAUCAUCUGAACCUGAUCCAGCUUCAGAGAUUGUCUACGCUGCUGUAAAACGUGACUGAUUGAUUCUGGAGCUUUGUUAUGGAGAAUGUUUUAUUUUAGAAAAUUGUUAAUAUUUUAUUCAACCUAUCUUACCAUUCGAUUGUGCUAUAUAAGGAACAAACAAUGCUUGAUCUGAACAAUGGUAACUCAUUCAAAAUCACUGAUUAAUGUGUUUUUAUUCCUUGCCUGUUUACAGCAACAUGGAAUUGAAAGUGGUCUAUAUCCAAUAAAAGUCACAGCUGUGGUAAGAUUA
This is a messenger RNA of Bombina bombina (fire-bellied toad), 1865 nucleotides long. RefSeq lists its product as uncharacterized. Gene Ontology annotation, cellular component: external side of plasma membrane. NCBI's taxonomy places the organism in Eukaryota, Metazoa, Chordata, Amphibia, Anura, Bombinatoridae. The transcript has 9 exons. The record is from RefSeq and is a predicted model, not a curated record. Gene Ontology annotation, biological process: T cell costimulation; immune response; negative regulation of T cell proliferation. The coding region runs from base 169 to 1632 and encodes 487 amino acids.